CUUGUGCCGCCAAACCCAUCCAUGUCAAUAUAAACACAACAUCGGCUGCCUUGCUGUCAAACGGAUUCGCGAAUACGACAUACAGUGACAUGCGAUGCCUGCACAUUCCAAGCAACCGAUCGACACCGCUACGCUCUGCGGAAUUUCUUCAAUCAUUCCUGAACAUGUCUCUCAGAAACUUAGAGUCGCUGGACGACUACUUGUGUAUGAUCGUGACACGGCCGUAAUGCUCCUUGCCGAUGGAGCAAGCGCGGUCUUGGUUGACCUUACGCUGUGCCUUGAUCCGUUCAAACCGACCCCAUGGCUCAAAGAGAGCAACACCAUCUUGAUUGUCAUCGGUUCACUCGAUGAAGUAGAGCAACCGUACCCGCCUGUUGUGUUGCCAUUACAUGCCCGCCCGGUCGAAGUUGACCUCCAGCUGGUUUUGCGUGCCUUGUCGGUCAGAGAGGCGCCGCACCUCGAUCUUCAGCUCUGGAACAAAGCAAUAACUUUGCGCGAGCGGGCCUCGGCUGAGAAGAAGAAUGGUUGAUGCUCUCGCCAUCCACAAAGCUCUUCGUACGAUUACGACGAUGUGCUACCACUGCGUGACCGGGACAUUCUUGUAUCACCAGUAUAUAACAUGUCUGAAUUUAUGUCUUGUAUAGAGGUUUAUCAACAGUCCCAGUCAUAUCGGUGUA
Molecule: messenger RNA, 677 nt
Organism: Rhodofomes roseus
Lineage: Eukaryota; Fungi; Basidiomycota; Agaricomycetes; Polyporales; Fomitopsidaceae
Exons: 3
Coding region: 95-529 (144 amino acids)
Cellular component (GO): CST complex
Molecular function (GO): single-stranded DNA binding
Source: RefSeq, a predicted model, not a curated record